UUUUUAAUGUUAGAUUUGAUAUCCAAAUGUCUUGUAUUUGAUUUAUUAAUUUGAUUGAUAACUAUCUCCAACAGUGGUUGCAACAGAGACACUAAUAUGAAAUACAACUUACAGUCAAAUUUGAGUCAUUAUAUACUGAUUGAAGACAAAUCGCGAAACAAAAACGGUAUCAACAGUUUCAUCAAUAAGUUUAUGUCGUUUCUGUCAUUGAAUCAAUCAGAUGUUCUGCCGACUAAAGAGGGAUCACAGAUGAGCGCCGACAGGUGUUCAAUAGAAACAAGUGAAGUACCGGUUGUGUCGUUAUUAAUGAAAGGUGGAUACGAGUGCUCACGAAUCGUAUUGAAUACUAUCAAAGAAGAACUACCUGUUGUUGUCUUACAAGGAACGGGAGGUUUGGCUGAUUUAUUGGCCUUUGGGGACAUCGAGAUUCGCGAUCGAUGUAUGAAUGAAUGGAAUCCAGAAUUUGUCGAAACAUAUCUGAAGCCGAAAUUGACACUAAAGAUAGUCAAGACUUUUGGCAAUUUGCGAAACAAUUCGGUACUAUUGAAGACAUUACCGAAUCGGAUACUCGAAUCGAUUCGUUUAAGUCGACAAAAUGGUCAAAACUAUUUGACAAUUAUUUAAUUUGUUUGAAAAGUAUUCGUGUAAUUUGGAAAUUUUGACCGAAUAUUUGUUGUUAGCGUUGUUUCGGUCGCAAAGAAAAGAAUAUUCUGUCGCCAACUCUACUAUUGAUAGCGGCGGACAUCAGAAGCGCCAAAUGACUCCCGAAGAGUCGUCGGCAUUAAUACACAAAGAUCUUCGACUAUGUAUCGACUGGAACUGUCCGGAAGUGGCCCGAAAUGAAGUGCUUGUCAAAGAUCCGACAUUUUCGUUGAGUACUAACUCUAUUUAUCUGAAGAGUCUGUUCGAAGAGUCGCUGAUCCGAAGUAAUCGCUGGAAAUUUGUUGAUCUGUUUUUGUCGCAGAAAUUCAAAUUACGAUCAUUUGUCAAACCGAAGACAUUUUUGCGAAUGUUUCGUACGCUUCAAACAAAAGACUUCUUCAGCAAUGUCUGUUGGGAAGGAAUUCUUGGCCGAACUGUUGAUCAAAAACAAAACAAAAACUUUAUGAGCCGUGAGUUCAACUAUUUAGUCUAUGUUUGCUGUGGUGUCCGACAGUUUAUAUCACAAGAAGAAUUGGAUCUGUUUGUUACCCAACAAUUUCCGAACACUGAAAGAGAUGGCGAACGCAAAGCCCUGAAGUUACUGGUGUUUUGGGCGGUUAUGGACUUCAGAAAGAUAUUGGUGCGCAUACUGUGGCGAUAUUCCGAUCAUACAAUACAUCUGGAACUGAUUAUAGCCCUCUGUUAUGAACAUUUGUCUUGGUUUGUGGUCGACCAACAACUGUGCGAUCAAUUGAAAGAAGAGUCACAGGUAUUCAUUGGCUACGCUAUCACUGUAUUGGAUGUCGUAUACAAAGAUACCUAAAAAAUCGUACAGUAAAGAUAAUCAGAUAUUGCUUAUGUUUGAUAAGACCUACCAAUUGACUAAUUUAUCGUUUUUUACGAUAUUAUAUUACUUGUGGACAUCACCGAUAACCAAAUUCUGGAACCACCAGUUGUUUUAUACAUUUUAUUUGUCAAUAUUCAGUAUAGCCGUACUGUAUCCCCGUUGCGGCUAAUUCUACAUCGAUCUGGUUGUGGACGUCUGGACGUUCUGUUUAGUUGUCGACAGAUUACGACAGAACUUUAUCAUCUCACGGCUGAACAUCUACUUCUCCAAUAUGUCGUCAAUAAUUCAAGCGAUACUUUAGAUACUAUUUAUCAUAUAUUUUGCAAAUACUCGACUCAUCUUUCUGUAUGAGACGACAUCAACCGAUGACGCCUACAAUCAUAAAGUGGUAAUGUCUUUGGCAUUAAUACACGCCUACUAUCAUCCACAUUGGGACCACUACUCUAUCGAUUAAAGUUAAUGAUUUUUGUCGACUUCUUGAACUUUAUCCGACUGGCUGUACUAGUGAUGAUCAGUUUCGGUGUAGUCAUGCAAUCACUGAUAUUUCCUGAUCUGACUGUCAGUAAUGAGCUCUAUCGGCGCACAUUUCACAGGGCCUUCUUCUCUAUAUUUUUCAUAUUCCUCAACGAACUCGAGGUUGAUCCAGACUGUGAAAGCAAGUAUGUUUGAGAUAACAAUCGUCACCAAACGGACAGUCGCUUUAGUGCCAGUCGAUACAGUAAUGAGGAAUGUCGUGUAACGGGUUUCUGGCCAUAUUUUUUUGAAAUAUUGUAUUUGAUUUUAUUGAAAUCAAUUUUGCUCACAUAUCGACUCUGUGGAAAACACUAAUAUGAGAGACAACGACUCAGUUAACCACAAGAAUAAUACCGAAAUAUUCGUGUGAAAGAAGAAGAGUGACAACAUAUGGCCGUUCCCGCAGUCGAUGAUCAUAAACGAAACAUUCUUCAUAAUAGAUCCAAACAACUUUCACUUUGUAUCGACAAUUAUUGGUGACUGUGAUCUAUUAGACAAAGCUAUUGCCAGAUAUAAGAAACUGUUUUUCAUAGACGACUGUUCACUGGUCGACCCAAACGGAACAGAAAAAUUUUUCGAUGAAAAAUCGGCAAAUAAUUUGACAAAAAAUAUCAAUUUUAAGGGCAUUUUGACAAACAUUACUAUUUUGGUCAGUCAGGAGUGCGAAACUGAACCGGACAUCGAUAUGAUUGAAAACUAUUCAAUAGAUAUCAAUGAUAGGAUGACACUCAUCUACUCGGAGAGUGUUUGGGGUGCCAUACGGGCAUUGGAGACAAUGUCACAAUUGAUUGAAAAUGUCGGAUACAAUCAGUUUAUUGUUAACUAUACAUCGAUUAACGACUUUCCUCGUUUCAAAUAUAGAGGACUACUUAUAGACACUGCUCGACACUAUAUAUCUGUCCAACGAUUAGAGCAAAGUUUAGAUGCAAUGGCUUAUAAUAAAUUGAAUGUCUUUCACUGGCAUAUGACUGAUGACCAGUCAAUUCCGUACGUCAGUCAAGUCUAUCCUAAAUUAAGUCUCAAAGGGGCCUAUAAUUCAAAGACACACAUCUAUACCAUUGAAGAUAUCAAUCGUGUCAUUAAUUAUGCAAAAGAGAGAGGAAUAAGAGUUGUGAUAGAAUUGGAUACUCCGGGCCAUACUCUGGCCUGGGGUAAGGCAUACCCAGAGUUAAUGACACAAUGCUAUACAAAUGGUAAACCAAAUGGUAAUUAUGGACCAUUAGAUCCAAGCAAACAAUCAACAUAUGACUUCAUUGAAAAACUAUUCAAAGAAAUUCUUGACAUCUUUCCCGACCAAUACAUACAUAUAGGCGGCGAUGAAGUGGAUUAUAACUGUUGGCGAUCUAAUCCUAAUAUCAUUGAUUAUAUGAGAGCCAAAAGUAUUAUUAAAAAGACUGCUGCCAUCAGUAAGAAGUCAGAUAUAGAGUUUGCCAAACUAGAGGAACAUUACAUCAAAAAAGUGAUUGAUAUCGUCAGAUCACUCAACAGAUCAUCCAUUGUCUGGCAGGAGAUAUUCGACAAUAAAGCAAAACUAUUGCCCGACACUAUCAUACAUGUGUGGAAGUACGACAACUGGCAGAGCGAGCUCUUCAAUGUUACCAAAGCUGGUUAUCAGGUUAUACUGUCGUCGUGUUGGUACUUGAAUAGGAUCUCAUACGGAACCGAUUGGCACAAGUAUUAUACGUGCGAACCGUUCAGUUUCAAGGGUACUGAACAACAAAACAAUUUGAUUAUCGGAGGGGAGGCAACCAUUUGGGGUGAAUGGGUAGACGGAUCCAACUUGAUUGGUCGCACGUGGCCCCGUGGACUGGCAGUCGCCGAACGGCUAUGGAGUUCGCGGGAAAUGAAAAACGCGUUUACAGCCAACAGACGAUUCAAUAGACAACACUGUCUUAUGCAAACUCGUGGUCUUCGUGUAGAGCCGUCCAACGGUGUCGGACACUGUCAUUGCGAUCACUUUAUCUGAUGAUUGAAGAUAA
This is a messenger RNA of Oppia nitens, 3981 nucleotides long. RefSeq names its product beta-hexosaminidase subunit alpha-like. The record is from RefSeq and is a predicted model, not a curated record. Gene Ontology annotation, molecular function: beta-N-acetylhexosaminidase activity. Lineage: Eukaryota; Metazoa; Arthropoda; Arachnida; Sarcoptiformes; Oppiidae. Gene Ontology annotation, cellular component: membrane. Gene Ontology annotation, biological process: ganglioside catabolic process; carbohydrate metabolic process; glycosaminoglycan metabolic process. The transcript is spliced from 5 exons. The coding region runs from base 2412 to 3968 and encodes 518 amino acids.